Molecule: messenger RNA, 2254 nt
Organism: Balaenoptera musculus (blue whale)
Lineage: Eukaryota; Metazoa; Chordata; Mammalia; Artiodactyla; Balaenopteridae
Gene: LENG9
Product: leukocyte receptor cluster member 9
Exons: 1
Coding region: 89-1801 (570 amino acids)
Molecular function (GO): metal ion binding
Source: RefSeq, a predicted model, not a curated record
ACAGCGGCGCCUGGCGCCCGUGCCGGCAGGACUGACCCAGGUGCGGAACGGCCUGAGCGGGGCGAGCGCGCCAACGCACCCCACUCCCAUGGCGGCUGCCGGGGGGCCGGAGUCGCCCGUGGGGGCCCCCGUCGCGGAGUCCGCGCCGCCGCCGGCCUGCCGCUUCUUCCUGGAGGGCCGCUGCCGCUUCGGUGCCCGCUGCCGCCAGCCCCACCCCGGGGCGCCGGCGCCGCCGCAGCCUAGAGGCGAGCCCGAAGCCGAGGCCAAAACCAAGAAGCCGCCGCUGCGCACGGCUGCGGCCGUCAUCCAGCGCAUCCGCUGGGACCCGCGCCUCGACCCGGCCGACUUCUCCGUGGGCUACGUUGACCGCUUCCUGGGCUCGCGCGAGGAGCCCUUCCUUUCCUUCUGCUGGGACAAGCCUCUGGCGGCGCUCGGGCCGGGCGUCCUGGCCGUGCCGCAGCACCGGGUGCGCUACUUCCGCUUCCGCGGCCGUCUGGUGUGGGACCGCGCCUCGCGUACGGACCUCGUCUUCGGCUCGGGCUUGGCUGCGGGCCGCGGGUCCACCAUCCUGGACGCGCUCGACGGCGGGGACGCGCACGGGGUCGGAGAGGCGGGCGACGGCGAGGACGCGCACCAGACCGGGCAUGCGAGCGACGGCGAGCACGUGCACGGAGCCGAAGGUGAGAGCGACGGCGUGGACGCGCGCGGGACCGGGGGCGCGCACGACGGCGGAGACAGGGGCGGGGACGUGCACGGGACCGGGACCGGGGACGAGAGUGACGGCGAGGACGCGUACGGGGCCGGAGGUGCGCUCAGCGGUGGGGACACGGCCGGGGCCGGAGGCGCACUGGACGGCGUAGCUGCGACCUGCCUUGGCACCGGUGCGGGAGGGCGCGUACAGCCAACUUGGACGGGACUCCGGGCCGCCUUGGCCCCGGAUGGCGGAGGCCCCGAAGCUGGGCGCCUGGGGUUGGCGGGGACGUUAUCGAGGAUCCAGGAGCGGGCGUUGGGCGGCCCUGGAGGCCAAGGUUCCCCGUGGAUGCAGCCAAGAAGGGCGCUGAAGCCAGCCGCCGCCGCUACCGGGGACCUGGAGCCGCCGGGUGGGGAGCUGCCGGCUGUGGUAGCCCCGGGAAGGCCCUCGGAAGGCCUCUCUGAGACGGAAGUGGAGUGGGGUCCCGGGGUCUGGCCCGUGGACGGUGGAGCAGCCGGGGCUGUGGGCCCUCGCCAGCCCCGCCCCACGCACUUCGUGGCCCUCAUGGUGACAGAGGCUGAGCUGCAGGCCGGGGUGGCCAAGGUCCAAGAAGAACUGGUACGAAAUGCACCAGCUUGCGCGGCGUUCACAGUGCCUGCUCAGGCCCUGCACCUGACAGUGGCCCUGCUGAGGCUGGCGGGCCCCGGGGAGCUGGCGGCUGCGGUCGACGCACUCAGAGGCGUGCUCUCUGACCCUGGGCUUCAGGUCCCUCCGAGGCUGAGGUUCAGGCGCUUGGUAUUCCUGGGCUCUCAUGUGCUCUGUGCGCCCCCCGACCCCCCUUUGGAGAACAUGGCCCGAGUGCUCAGCCAGAGGCUGGAGGCCGGGGGGCUGAGAGUGCUGCAGCCCUGCAGGGGGCUACACCCCCACCUCACCCUGGCCAAGGUGCCCCAGGGUUCCCAAGUCGGCCUCCCCAAGCCUGGGUUCAGCCCAAGGCAGGAGCUGGGGAGCCAGCCUCUGGGGAAACUCUGGCUGUGCCGCGUGGGGAGGUCAGGGGGCACCUACCAGGCCGUGGCUGAGAUCCCCCUGGUAUCUCAACCCCAAAAGAAAUAAAGGCCAGGACCCAGACACCCAGAGGAAAUCUAGCUCAAGGCAGAAGAACAAAGCGUGCACGCGUGUUUUCUCUCUCUCUCUUUAAUUUUGAUUUCUCUCAAGCUUCCAAAUGGUGCUCAGUGCUCCAAGGAAAGAAUGAAGGAAGGAAAGGGGAAGGGGAGAGGAGGGGGAGGGGAGGCAAAGGAGGAACAUCUGGAAAAAAAGCAGCCCGACAGUCCAGCUGUUUGCAAACUCAUUGCACAUCCUCCAGUUACAUGGCAGAAGAGGGAGGGAGGACGGAAAAGAAAAGGGGAGGAAGAAAAAAUAACUUAAAUAAACACACACAAAAAGAAAAGAGAAGGAAACAUGACGUGAGCUGGUGAUCCAUGAGGCGGGGAGGGAGGGUAACCGUUUACCUGUGCUGAACCAAGGGGGGAGCGGGAGCGGGAGGGGGAGGGAGGGAAGGGAAAAAAA